This is a messenger RNA of Hypoxylon trugodes, 1926 nucleotides long. RefSeq lists its product as uncharacterized. Gene Ontology annotation, molecular function: FAD binding. The record is from RefSeq and is a predicted model, not a curated record. Lineage: Eukaryota; Fungi; Ascomycota; Sordariomycetes; Xylariales; Hypoxylaceae. The transcript is spliced from 7 exons. The coding region runs from base 517 to 1926 and encodes 469 amino acids.
UAAUCAAUGAUUCAGUGCUAUUAAUUCUUGCAUUCUAUAGGCCUUUUUGUGUCACCAUGCAGCCCAUGGUUACGCCGUAACUGUGGCCCACUAUCCCCCCUGCACGUUGGACAAGCUGAAAAUGAUGUCCACACCAAGACUCUGAAUCCAUCGAUUGCCCUAACUUCCAUGUAUCCUGCCAACUUGCUUCCCAGCUUACAAAUCGUGUAUGUGUAUAAGGGAUUAGUUGACUAGCACCUACAAGAUGUCCUCUGACUUAUCCGGGGCUAUGGUCUGAAACCCAACAGAAUCCUAUUGCUAGUAGUUUACGACUAUUGGCUUAUACGCGGUGAUCUAUAGAGUUGAAUCGGAUUAUGGCUAGGCGACGUACGUAAUCGGGACAAGGAACCACAACCACUCAACGGUUGACUUUAAAAGGCCAUGUAUUUCUUGUAGAAGCCCCCCCAGUUUCCCUCCUAACCACCCGAGCAGGCACAUCUUUCACAAACCAAAACGAUUAACGGCAAGUUCUUUGUCAUGUCUUCUGAACAAGAUAGCAAGGCUCGUGCUACUGCGGUAGUUGACUUGCUCAAGUCUGCUUUCUCUGGGCGUGUUAUAACCCCUGAUAAGACAUCGGAAUACGAAACCCAAAGAGAUUAUCCAUGGUACGUCCAAACGUGUUGGGCUCCCGCCGCGGCCUAUAUCCAGCCAAGCAGUGCCCAAGAGGUUGCCGAAAUACUCGCCGUCAUUGUCAAGACGGGGUCGAAGUUUGCCAUACGCACCGGCGGACAUAACCCUAACUCCGGCUUUAGUAGUGUUGACGGCGCCGGCAUCGUGAUUGAUCUGCGACAGCUAAACUCGCUGUCACUUGACAAGGAGAAAGGCGCCUUGCAUGUAGGAGCAGGAUCUUCUUGGGGCGAUGUUUACUCCUACUUGGAGGACAAUGGGCUCUCAGCAAUUGGAGGGCGGGACACGCUUGUCGGCCUAGCUGGAUUCUUAUUGGGAGGUGGCCUUCCAGCCUUCCCUAACAUCCAUGGCACAGGAGCAGACGGUGUCAGAGGCCUCGAGGUCGUACUAGCAGAUUCUUCUAUCAUCACUGCUAAUGUACAGGAUAACAAGGAGUUGUAUCGCGCUCUCAAGGGCGGUGGUUCAAAUUUCGGAAUUGUCACGAAGUUCGAUCUUGCAGUGCACCCCUUAAUCAAGGUUCAAUCUACAAUCAACCUGUAUAACCCAUCCGACUACCCGAAUAUCAUCCGCGCAACUGUCAAGGUACAAGAGGCUAUGGAGGCGGACCCGAAAAUAGGCCUUUUUACCAACUUCAACGCUGGAUUCGUCGCGGUCGGGAUGCUAUACGCAGACUCUCCGGAUGAAAAACCCAAGGUCUUUGACCCCUUUUUCGAUCUGACAAGUCUAAUCACUGCCGUCGCACCAACAACGAAUGGGACACUCUUGUCCCUCGCGAAGGCUAUGGCACACUCGACAGAACCGCAAAAACGAAAAAUCGGCACCGUCACCACUAAGGUCUCAUAUGAUCUUUAUCUUGGAGUCUAUGAAGCUUGGCUCGAUGUAACAAACAAGUUGUCAAAGAAUAUCACAUUACACUUCACUGUCCAGCCUGUUUCAAAGGCUGGCGCUCAAGCGGGCGAGGCCCAAGGAGGAAACACGAUGGGGGUGGAAAAAGUUGCUCAAUGUUACAGUAACGAUGCAGCCGCCUCCCAGGCGAUUAAUACUAUGACUCAAAGAGUAGAGAAGCUCGCGCGUGAGAAAGACCUAUACCUCGACUUCCUUGCGAUGAAUUUUGCGAACUCAUCUCAGGACGUGUUGCGCAGCUAUGGCGCGGCGAAUGUUCGAAAAUUGCAGGAGACGGCAGCCAAGUAUGAUCCUAAUGGAGUCUUUCAGAAAUUGCAGAAUGAUGGAUUCUUAUUGCGAAAGACAUCAAAGGAAUAA